Messenger RNA from Jaculus jaculus (lesser Egyptian jerboa), 2530 nucleotides. RefSeq names its product histidyl-tRNA synthetase 2, mitochondrial (gene Hars2). Gene Ontology annotation, biological process: histidyl-tRNA aminoacylation. The transcript has 13 exons. Gene Ontology annotation, molecular function: ATP binding; identical protein binding; histidine-tRNA ligase activity. NCBI's taxonomy places the organism in Eukaryota, Metazoa, Chordata, Mammalia, Rodentia, Dipodidae. The record is from RefSeq and is a predicted model, not a curated record. Gene Ontology annotation, cellular component: mitochondrion; cytoplasm. The coding region runs from base 189 to 1778 and encodes 529 amino acids.
CUCCCGAGCGAGCAAAAACCGCUUCCGGGUCAGGAGGCUCGGGCGCCACCGGAGUCUAAGGUGCUCAACUAACCCGGAGCCGAGCUCACGCUUCGGUCCUCGGGUAGUCUUCGCCCCUCCUGAGGCCCCGCCGUUCUCGUUCACAGCCCUGUGGCUCCUGGUCCUGGAAGCCGGCGUCCUGCUGCACGAUGUUCCACCUCGGCCUCGUGCCCGGGAGGGCCUGGGGUGCCCUGCUCUGCCAGCUCCUGCGACCUCCCCGCACGGUGUGCGUCCGGGCCGUGGGCUGUCACGGCCAGGUUGCAGAGGCAGUGUUAACCUCCCAACUUAAACCACAUCAAGAGAAACCAAAUUUCAUCAUCAAGGUUCCAAAGGGCACCAGGGAUCUUAGUCCUCAGCAGAUGGUUGUGAGGGAGAAAAUUCUUGAUAAAAUUAUUAGCUGCUUUAAACGUCAUGGGGCAAAAGGGUUAGAUACCCCAGCAUUUGAACUGAAGGAAAUGCUCACUGAGAAAUAUGAAGAGAAUUUGAGGCUCAUGUAUGAUCUGAAGGAUCAAGGUGGAGAGCUCUUGUCCCUCCGCUAUGACCUUACUGUUCCUUUUGCUCGUUAUCUGGCCAUGAAUAAAUUGAAGAAGAUGAAACGCUACCAAGUUGGAAAGGUGUGGCGGCGGGAGAGCCCAACCAUAGCUCAAGGCCGCUAUAGAGAGUUCUGCCAGUGUGAUUUUGACAUUGCUGGUCAGUAUGAUCCUAUGAUCCCUGAUGCAGAAUGUUUGAAGAUCAUGUGUGAAAUCCUAAGUGGAUUACAACUGGGGGACUUUCUCAUUAAGAUUAUAUGGACAUUGUUGGAAAGGGCAUUGAUUGACAGGACACUUGGGCUACUUACAUUGAGUUCACAGGUCAAUGACCGACGGAUUGUAGAUGGGAUGUAUGCUGUCUGUGGUGUUCCUGAAAGUAAAUUCCGUGCUAUUUGUGCCUCGAUGGACAAACUAGACAAGAUGUCUUGGAAAGAUGUGAGACAUGAGAUGGUGGUAAAGAAAGGCUUGGCUCCUGAGGUGGCUGAUCGAAUUGGGGACUAUGUCCAAUGUCAUGGAGGGAUAUCUCUGGUAGAGCAAAUGUUCCAAGACCCUAGACUGUCUCAGAGCAAGCUGGCUGUGGAGGGCCUAGCAGACCUGAAGCUGCUUUUUGAAUAUUUGACUUUAUUUGGAAUUGCUGAAAAGAUUUCCUUUGACCUAAGUCUGGCUCGGGGCUUGGACUAUUACACAGGAGUAAUCUUUGAAGCAGUACUGCUACAGUUGCCUGCUCAGGCUGGGGAUGAGCCUCUGAAUGUGGGCAGUGUGGCUGCUGGUGGGCGCUAUGAUGAACUGGUUUCUCAGUUUGAUCCCAAAGGCCACACAGUGCCAUGUGUGGGCUUGAGCAUUGGAGUAGAGCGCAUCUUCUACAUCGUAGAACAGAAGAUGAAGACUUCUGGUGAGAAGGUACGGACCACAGAGACCCAAGUAUUUGUGGCCACAGCCCAGAAGAAUUUUCUUCAAGAACGAUUGAAGCUAAUUGCACAGCUUUGGGAUGCUGGGAUCAAGGCAGAAAUGCUAUAUAAGAAUAACCCUAAACUAUUAACCCAGCUGCACUAUUGUGAGAACAUGGGCAUUCCACUGGUGAUCAUUAUUGGAGAGCAAGAACAGAAUGAGGGUGUCAUUAAGCUUCGUUCAGUGGCCAGCAGAGAAGAGGUGACUGUAAAGCGGGAAAAUCUCAUCACUGAAAUUCAGAAGCGGUUGUCUGAAUGUUGAUCCUUGCCUGAUUGGCAAGUGCUGCCCUUUGCAGAAACGAUUUCAUUUAGGACUGGGUUCUGAUGAACUUGACAGCAACUGACCGGCAUGAAUGACACGUGCCUUCUACCUCCUCUAUCCUUCCUGGAUAUAGAAUGGUAGAAGGCCCUGAGGAUUCAUGGGCUGGUAUCACCAGCUACUCUGCAUGGGUACUGGGGGCUGGCAUACAAAAGAGACCUGCUGUACCCUGAGGAUUCAUGGGCUGGUGCCAGCACCUACUCUGCAUGGAUGCUGGGGGCUGGCAUGCAAAAGGGACCUGCUGUACCUUCAAAGCAGAUCUGAAGUGCCUCUGAAUGAUGGCAGGAAGUGUUGGGAAGGUUGUGAACCAAGUUCUAGAGAAUUUGUCCACAUCAGACCACAGACUGUCCAUGGAGUGUUAUUAAAAUGACAAGAAUGGACAAUGAAUAGAAAUGCUGUUUCAGGAGCUUGACAGUACUUGGUACUGAUCUCAUUCAAUUUGCAGAAGGAUGGCAUUGCCCAUUUAAUAAUCUUGAGCACUGAACUUAAUAGAUGACAGUUGGACAUCUGGUGUUUUAAGAUUUUGGAGACCAUUCCCUGUACCACAUCACUGUUCUGAUUAUUCCAUAUCCUACCAUGGAGGCUGUUCUAGAAGUGUUUAAAUAAUAAGUUAAAUAGAAUAUUGUACUGGUUUGGGUAAUUUGUUACCAAGGGAUUAAUUUUCAUAGACAAUAAAAAAUGUGUGCACUGGAUAA